AUGGCCCCUUCGAAUCCAGUGAUUACGAAACACGCCACACGAAAUGCUAUCAGCAGUCCUGCGAUUACUGCCGGCGAGAUUGUAUCUCAAUUGACGAAUCCAGGAGACAUAUUCUCAAUUUUACUGCUGCUGGGUCCGGAAAUAGUUCAACAAGCGGUGGCCCAGCUCGCGGGGCGAUACAUCACACCGGUCGCCUUCUCAUUUGGAUGGGUUGCAUAUUCAGUGCGAGCCUUGACCGCUGUUGUUGGGGACGGAAAUUUAAUGCCCGAAUCGGAUAUCGCAGAUGUAAUAGUGAUUGGCGCGCACAGUGGCCACACGCGGACGACGACAUCAUGGGUUCUCGGCAGACUGCUUCGAGAUUCAAAUCGCAUAGUUGAUAAGAUAAUGCGCAAUGAGCAAACUCACCGCACAGAAAGUACCCGAAACUCCAAGACGAAAUGGUUUGAAGAAAAGAUUGCGUCCAGUUUCAGCGCUAAGCCCGCAACACGACCAUGGGAGGCUCUUCGUAUCUCCGUAUACGAGGUGAUUGAUAGGCCUACAUGUGAUCAUGGUGUUCCAAUAAGAGACUACAUUUGGUAUUCAGGCUUUGUCGUUAUCUUCUUGCAAUUGGUGAUCGCGUCCAUUCCAUGGAUACUCAACGAUCAAUGGGGAAGCUUGCUCGUAACUCUCUAUGGGAGCUGUCUUGCUUUAUUACAAGCCUCACUUCCUCAAUGGAGACGAGAAAAAUGGGCAUGUCCAAAAAACGGCGGUUCCGACAUCAUACUUACUCAUGGUAAUGGAAGCCGUCAUGCGAUAUUGAUCCUAGGCAAAAGGGGUGUUGGUUUGGACCUCGAAAUUCUGGCCCGAGGAACUAGGACCGUGCGAGCGACACGUUGCACGAGGCUACUUACAGCCCUGUUAGCAGCAAACUGGGUCUUCCUUCUCGUAAUGGCUGCAGGCCUGAAAAACGAUGCAUGGUAUCUUCUUGGGAUUGGUGUGCUAGGCAGUAUUCAAAACAUUGUCUGCGUUGGACUUCCGCGAAGCCCUAGUGCCCUCGGUAUCCACAUUCAUAAUACCAAGCGCAUAAUUCGUGGUCAUCGAGUCGCCGAUGUCAUCAGACAAGCCGAGGAGUUAUAUCCUGGGGUGGGAUUAUCUCUUGUUCCCGUUUUUUUCCCAGGAUCAAUGCGGAUUCAACCCUCGGAAUUCGAUUUCUGGAGAGAAGCCCAAGAGCGAAGCAAAAGACCAAAUCGAUGGGGCACUCGUAUAGACAGUUUGCCACCCAAAGAUCCUCCAUCCUUAUCGGAAGUGGAAGUGAAAUAA
Penicillium odoratum is the source of this 1299-nucleotide messenger RNA. RefSeq lists its product as uncharacterized. NCBI's taxonomy places the organism in Eukaryota, Fungi, Ascomycota, Eurotiomycetes, Eurotiales, Aspergillaceae. The record is from RefSeq and is a predicted model, not a curated record. The transcript has 3 exons. Bases 1 to 1299 code for a protein of 432 amino acids.